CCUCCCCCUCUUCUAAAUUCGGGUACCGUUUUGUUUCGGGGCCACGAGAUCGGGUCUUCAUCGUCUAGUCAUUUUGGUUGGCGGCGCUGUCUGUCAAUUCCCCAGCUUUGUAUGGAAAUGGCCAGACAUGAGGUGCAGGUCGUGCCCCCCGCGAAAUAAAAGAUAAACGGUUGGGCGUCAACUGCCAAAUAUACCGCUCAGAUGACCGCGCGGAGCAGCAGAUAGUUCCAGGUUUCGAAUAAACUUGAGUGCCAAUUCGGCCACGUCGGUCUAGAACAGCUGUCCUGCAUCGUGCCAAGUUCCUGGGCCACAUUGCUUGGCUCCGUCUUGGACACUGUGCAGCUCUGGGCCUCUCAGCGUCAUUGGUGGACCGUCAGCGCUUCCGCCACACCGCCGCAACGAAUGGACGGCAGAGCUCACCGUUGCUCAUCCCAGUGCUGAACACUGUGGGGCCGUUGCCUGGGUCCAUUGCUUGUCGAGCUUGUCUGUCCCUGCCAAGGGACGGGAAUUGGGGCAGGGCAGUUCAUCGCAAGACAAGGGCCCAGCAACAACUGAUCUCUUGAACAAGCCGGAGGGCGGCAGCUGCUGCUCCCUCUGGACUGGGGAGAGUGUGCCUUGUUUUUUUUUGUUGUUCCCUUCCACAAUCUGCCCACCCGGCAAAAUCCACAUGCCAUCAUCGUGCGAGCCCCGAGCAUUGUGACGGGACGUGGCUGCCUCUCUUCUUCUUUCUCUCCGAUUGUCUUUUUAUUCCUGCAGCCUCCAGUUUCGUUUCCCCUGGGCAACACGCAUUGCGUCAUUACUGCAACACGAAGCCCAACUUGGUAAUUCUUCGGCCUACAACACAUCGCGGGGCCCAGAUCACCCACCCACCUUCACCACCCUCUCCCUUCAUUGAUUGUGUUUGCCCAAUUGACGAGCAACCACGCCAUAUCAUUUAUCUCAACACGUCAGCAACAAUGGCGGAUCCUGAUCCACCAAAACGUGAGUCGGCCGGCUUGAGUCCCGCCACCAAGGAACGCGAUGCGCCCAGCACCGCGACCACAACAAGCGGCAAUGGCGACCACAAAGCUAGCUCAAAAUUCCACCUCGAUGUCGAAGACGCCCUGACGCCCGACCCGGGCACCGAGGACAUGUUCAUUGUCGAGAACAACAAGUUCGCCUACUCCCCCGGACAGCUCGCCAAGUUCUUCAACCCAAAGAGUCUCAAUGCUUUCUUUGCCGUCGGUGGUUUGGCUGGGUUGGAAAAGGGUCUGCAGACAAACCGCGAGAGCGGUUUGAGUGUCGACGAAACCUCGGUGGGCUCGUCCGUUGCCUUUGAGGAGGUCGCGCCCAAGGGCGUGCCAAAAUAUGGAUCUCAUGGCGACACUGAACCCACCGUCAAAGGCGACAAUCCGGCCGCCACUGCCGCUGCUGCCAAUGCCACAACUUCAACUCACGAUGCCGGUGGCGCCUUUGCAGACCGCAAGCGCAUCUUCAAGGAGAACAGAUUGCCAGAGAAGAAGAGCAAAUCGCUGCUGCAGCUCGCCUGGAUCACCUACAACGACAAGAUCUUGAUCUUGCUGACGGCCGCCGCCGUUGUAUCGCUUGCGCUUGGUCUGUAUCAGACCUUUGGUGUCACUCAUGAACCGGAGCCGGUUGCACCGGGCCAGCCCCCUGCUGAGGAGGGCGCCAAGGUCGAAUGGGUCGAGGGUGUGGCCAUCAUGGUCGCUAUCAUCAUUGUGGUGGUGGUUGGUACGCUGAACGACUGGCAAAUGGAACGGCAAUUCAACAAGCUCAACAAGAAACACAACGAUCGCACCGUCAAGGUUAUUCGCUCUGGCAAGUCUGCCGAGAUCUCCGUCUUUGAUAUUGUGGUGGGUGAUGUCAUGCAUCUGAGUCAAGGUGACAUGGUGCCGGUCGACGGCAUCUUCAUCAGUGGGCAUGGAGUGAAAUGCGACGAGUCUUCGGCUACUGGCGAAUCAGAUCUCUUGAAAAAGAUUUCGGGCGAGGAAGUGUACAGGAUCCUCGAGGCCAUCUCGAGAGGCGAAGAGGCACCACACGACAUCGAGAAGCUCGACCCAUUCAUCAUCUCCGGCAGCAAGGUCAAUGAAGGCACUGGCACCUUUUUGGUCACAGCUGUCGGUGUCAAUUCUUGCUACGGACGCACCAUGAUGUCCUUGCACACCGAGACUGAAGACACGCCUUUGCAAAAGAAGCUCAACCGCCUGGCAGAUGGCAUUGCCAAGUUUGGUGGUGGCGCUGCUUUGCUCUUGUUCGUCGUUCUUUUCAUCAAGUUUCUUGCCUCCCUCCCGGGCAGCCAGGAUACACCCGACCAAAAGGGCCAGACCUUCCUCCGGCUCUUCAUCACUGCUGUGACGGUCGUCGUCGUUGCUGUUCCCGAGGGUCUGCCACUGGCUGUCACCCUGGCGCUUGCUUUUGCCACCACCAGGAUGAUGCGCGACAACAACUUGGUGCGCGUCUUGAAGGCUUGUGAGACGAUGGGCAAUGCGACGACAGUAUGCUCCGACAAGACCGGUACUCUCACACAAAACAAGAUGACAGUGGUAGCGACAACACUCGGCAAAAGCACCAGCUUUGGCGGGACCGACGCCCCUCUGGAUGACGACCCUGGCAUCAAGACCGAAAAGUCCGCUGCCAACACGGUUCCCAACGUUCCGAUUACCGAAUUCACCCAGGGCUUGAGCAACACGGUUAAGAGGCUUCUUGUGCAGGCGAACGCUGUCAAUUCGACUGCUUUUGAGGGCGAAUCUGAAGGCGAGAAGACAUUUGUUGGGUCCAAGACGGAAGUUGCGCUGCUUGUCCUCAGUCGCGAUCACCUCGGCUCCGCCCCUGUCCAGGAGGAGCGGGCCAAUUCCAACGUUGUCCAGGUUGUCCCUUUCGAUUCGGCUGUCAAGUACAUGGCAACCGUUGUCAAGCUCCCCGAUGGCAGGUUCCGCGCAUACGUCAAGGGUGCCUCCGAGAUUCUGUUGGGCAAGUGCUCCAAGGUUAUCGCCGAUGCCAGUUCCGAGGAGCUUUCCGCCGUGGACAUGACGGAAGACGACCGCGAAAUGUUCGCCGAGACCAUCACUUCAUAUGCCGGCCAAACCCUCCGCACAAUUGGAUCCUCGUACCGCGACUUUGAGUCCUGGCCGCCCCCGGAAUUGGCUGGGCAGACGGAGCUCACAGCGGCUGAGUUCGACAAGGUUCACAAGGACAUGACGCUCCUUGCCAUCUUUGGCAUCAAGGACCCCCUGAGACCCACCGUCAAGAAGGCUAUCGAGGACUGCAAGCGUGCUCACGUCAAGGUUCGCAUGGUCACAGGCGACAAUCUGCUCACCGGUCGCGCUAUCGCCAAGGAAUGCGGUAUUUACAACCCCAAGGAGGGCGGUAUCGCGAUGGAGGGCCCCGUUUUCCGUCGCAAGACCCCUGAGGAGUUGAAGGAGCUCGUACCCAAGCUCGAGGUGCUUGCCCGUUCCAGUCCUGAGGACAAGCGUAUUCUGGUCAAGACGUUGAAGGAUCUCGGUGAAACGGUUGCUGUCACUGGCGACGGUACCAACGAUGCCCCGGCUCUCAAGAUGGCUGAUAUCGGCUUUGCCAUGGGUAUCGCCGGUACUGAAGUAGCCAAGGAGGCUGCCGCUAUCAUUCUCAUGGAUGACAACUUUGCUUCCAUUGUCAAGGGUAUCAGCUGGGGUCGUGCGGUCAAUGACGCCGUCAAGAAGUUCCUGCAGUUCCAACUCACGGUCAACGUCACCGCCGUGGUCGUCACCUUCGUUACAGCAGUUGCCAGCGACAAGGAGGAAUCCGUCCUCAACGCUGUUCAACUUCUUUGGGUCAACCUCAUCAUGGACACGUUUGCCGCCCUUGCCCUUGCCACUGAUCCUCCCACCGAUUCAAUUCUCAACCGCGCUCCCGACAAGAAGACGGCCCCGCUGAUCAACACUCGGAUGGGUAAGAUGAUUAUCGGUCAAGCCAUCUGCCAGCUCGCCAUUACGCUCGUCCUGCAUUUCGCCGGUCCCACGUUGAUGGGCUACGAUAUGACCAACCUCGAUCAGCAAGAGCACAUGAAGACCCUCGUGUUCAACACGUUUGUCUGGCUCCAGAUCUUCAACCAGCUCAACAGUCGCCGUCUUGAUAACCACCUCAACAUUUUUGAAGGCAUUACUCGCAACCGGUUUUACAUCGUUAUCAAUCUGAUCAUGAUCGGUGGCCAGGUCCUCAUCAUCUUCGUGGGCGGUGCCGCCUUUGGAAUCCGCCCUCUCACCGGAAAGGAGUGGGGCAUGUCUAUUGGACUGGGUGCCAUCUCCGUCCCCUGGGGUAUGCUGAUUCGAAAGUUCCCUGAUGCGUGGGCCGCCGCCUUGACUCCUCACAUCAAGUUCCCCAAGCUCCGUCUCCGCAAGAGCAAGAAGAAGGAUGACUUGGAGAAGACGUCGGAGGAUGCUGAAGCGCAGAAAUCAAAGGAUCUCACGACGGAUAGCGAGAGCGAACGUUUUGGCCCGCCAUUGAGGACGCUGACUAGUAUUCGCGGCAAGCGGGCCUCGACACAUAUUCGCCGGGGUUUCAGAGAGUACAUGCACGACAAGAAGACGCAAGUCAAGGACAAGGUUGCCGGAGGGAGCACCACCAAUGUUGCUCCCGAGGGGGCUGCGCCAGUGAAUGGCACAGGAGGGGUUGCUAAGAAGGCCUAGGUGGACUACAAGUUUGGGGAUGCCUCCUGAGCCAGGGGGGGUUUCGAUAAUGGCGGGGUUUUUAUGUUGCGUGCGAAGAAAGGAUACGGACUCGGGAUGAAAUUUUGUUUUUGGUUGACAUGGGCUUAGCAGGUUUUGUUGUUUGGAACACAUACAUACGGAUACCCCUGGUUUUUUUCCCGUGCUUUGCGGUGUGGGUUGUCGGAUGAAAGAGAGAUGAAUCUGGCCGCUGCUGUUUUAUAGGUACUUGAUGGUAGUACGGUUUCUUUUAAUGAUGUCGCUUUCGACGCUUCUUUUCUUGUGUAGCGCCAGCGGAUUGGUAUC
Podospora pseudocomata is the source of this 4988-nucleotide messenger RNA. Its product is annotated as plasma membrane calcium. Gene Ontology annotation, molecular function: ATP hydrolysis activity; ATP binding; P-type calcium transporter activity. Bases 957 to 4664 code for a protein of 1235 amino acids. Gene Ontology annotation, biological process: intracellular calcium ion homeostasis; calcium ion transmembrane transport. The transcript has 3 exons. The record is from RefSeq and is a predicted model, not a curated record. Lineage: Eukaryota; Fungi; Ascomycota; Sordariomycetes; Sordariales; Podosporaceae. Gene Ontology annotation, cellular component: plasma membrane; intracellular membrane-bounded organelle.